Molecule: messenger RNA, 456 nt
Organism: Dunckerocampus dactyliophorus (ringed pipefish)
Lineage: Eukaryota; Metazoa; Chordata; Actinopteri; Syngnathiformes; Syngnathidae
Product: metalloproteinase inhibitor 2-like
Exons: 5
Coding region: 1-456 (151 amino acids)
Biological process (GO): negative regulation of membrane protein ectodomain proteolysis; negative regulation of endopeptidase activity
Cellular component (GO): extracellular matrix
Molecular function (GO): protease binding; metalloendopeptidase inhibitor activity
Source: RefSeq, a predicted model, not a curated record
AUGAGUUGGACGGUGAAGAGUUUGGUGCUCCCCUUGGUGCUGCUGUGCUUGUGGGGGCUGCAAGAAGGAGCACAAGCCUGCUGGUGCCCUCCUGUGCAUCCACAGACGGCGUUUUGCCAAGCAGAUUUCGUCCUCAAGGCGAAGGUGCUUGCAAAGGAAGACGUUGGUAUAUUCGUCAAGAAUGACAUCAAACAGCUCCAGGUCGUGAAGAUGUUCAAGGGCGCCCACGUGGAUAUCGGUGCCAUCUACACUACAACAGACCCUGGAGCCUGUGCACUGACUCUCAGCACUGGUGUAGAAUAUCUUCUCUCGGGCAGACUGGCGCCUGAUGGGUUGCCACAUGUUGUGUCGUGUGACUUCUUGGCCCCCUGGGACAGCCUGACUGCCUGCCAGAAGACCAACUUGGUACAUGGGUAUCGCAAGGGCUGCGACUGCCAGGCGCAGCAGAGCAGCUGA